Molecule: messenger RNA, 450 nt
Organism: Pocillopora verrucosa
Lineage: Eukaryota; Metazoa; Cnidaria; Anthozoa; Scleractinia; Pocilloporidae
Product: retinoschisin-like
Source: RefSeq, a predicted model, not a curated record
AUGGAAGACGGUAGGAUACUGAAUCAUCAGAUAACAGCCUCAUCGGAUGGAUGGUGGCUGCUGGAAUAUUACAAGGCUAAAGAUGCCCGUUUGAAGGUUCAAUCGCUUUCUUGGGUCAGUAGUUACAUGGAUUCAACUCCUUGGCUUCAAGUCAGCUUUGCGCCAGAAAUCAAACUGAUCAGUGGUAUUGCUACCCAAGGAAACCCAUCGCAUGACUGGUGGACGACAAGUUACACCUUGAAGCACAGCAUGACGGGUAAAACAUGGCGGGAGCAUGAGCGACAAGGAUUUACAGAGGUUUUUCUUGCCAAUUCAGACCGCAACACCAUCGUGAAACAUGCCAUAUCUCCUCUCAUCAAGGCUUCGUUCAUCCGCGUUCUUCCUUUUACGAAAUAUGGACGGUCUGCUCUACGAAUUGAGAUUUAUGGCUGCGAUUCCGUUGAUGAAUAA